Molecule: messenger RNA, 1939 nt
Organism: Trifolium pratense (red clover)
Lineage: Eukaryota; Viridiplantae; Streptophyta; Magnoliopsida; Fabales; Fabaceae
Product: F-box/FBD/LRR-repeat protein At5g22660-like
Exons: 4
Coding region: 237-1763 (508 amino acids)
Molecular function (GO): protein binding
Source: RefSeq, a predicted model, not a curated record
AUUUAAAUAUUUUUUGUGAAGAUUUUAUAUUUAAAAUAAGAUAAUAUUAAGAUUUAAGAUUUAUGUUUAUGUUUAGAAUUUUAAAGAUAUGUUUAGAAUUUUAAAGAUAAUAUUCGAAAAUAUAUAAUUUGUUUUUAUAGCUCUCUCUAUAUAUAGAGCUGAUCGUUAUCUGAGAAUUAUUAAUUAAUUGAGAGGAUUGUUCAUAUAACAUUGUAUUUCAAGAGAAUUUCAGAAUUAUGUUCGAGAAGAAGAAGAUUGAAGAAAUUAGCAGUAGCAGCAUGGUAUCCAUUGUCCAUCUUCCUCCUCACCUUUCAUUCGAAAGGCCGCCGCAUAAACGUAUUAAUAUAGACAUGAUUAGUUACUUACCCGAUAACGUUCUCAAUCAUAUUCUUUCUUUCUUAUCUACCGAAGAUGCUAUCAAAACUUCCAUAUUAUCAACAAAGUGGAGGUACUUGUGGACCUAUUUGUCUGUCUUUGAUUUUUAUAGUAUUUGGCCAAACCGAAUAUGUUCCCUUUUACAUGAAAUCACCACACUAAUUGACAAAUCUAAUCAUCAUCAAAUAGAAAUUAAAAGGCUCACCAUUCGUAUACCUGAACCCGAAGUUCCUCUUGAUGCACACAAAGUUGCUUCCUUAGUAACGUCUCUACUCACACUCAAAAUCAUCGAUCUUCAAUUUCGCAUAAAUGGUAAAGAACAUCUAAAAACUAGCUGCAUGUUACCGCGUCGCUUCUCACCAUCCUAUUCAUUAACUAAACUGCACUUACACAUUGGUGGCUAUGCUCUACAUAUUCCUAAUGGUAUUCAUAUUCAAUUCCCUAGCCUUAAGACGUUAAAUCUUUCAUAUGCUACCUUUGAAAAUGAGGAAUCAGUUGAACAAUUUUUUUCGGGGUUCCCUGUCCUAGAAGAGCUAACUUUGUAUCAUUGUUAUUGGUUGUUCAUGGAUCAUAUCACUAUUGCUAUUUCCACAUUAAGGAUGUUGACCAUUCAUGUCGACCCUUAUAGUCUAAAUGAUUGCAAUGAUAAUGAAGAAAUGUCUCUCAAGAUUGAUUGUGUCAAUCUUUUAUCUUUAACUUGCAUAAGUGAUCCAACCAUACAAUUUGUCAUUGUUAAACCCCCAACCUCCUUGCUUGAUGCAUAUAUUGCUUUUAGCUUACACAGUACAGAACAAUAUAUGGAAUAUGCUGCGGAAUAUGUUUCUCGUUGUGCAGUUGGGCUACUGAGUGGACUUGCGAGUGUCAAGUCUCUUACACUAUCAGAGGGUACUUUUAUAGAACCUCCUGAUAUAGAUGACCAUUUUCAUCUCCUUCCGAAGUUCCACAAUUUGACACAUCUUUGUCUACAUCUAGAGACGAACUUUUUUACUAGAAAAUCAUUCAUGCAAUUCCUUUUAAGGUGUCCUAAAUUGGAAGUUCUUGCUUUUCCUCUGGGAUAUUACACAUUCAAAGAUAAUGAUGAUUGGGCAUUAAUUCCACUGCCUUGUUGUUUCAAAUCUUCUCUUAAGAAGCUUCACAUUACAAAUUUUGAUGGAUUUGCAUGUGAAAUCCAAUUUGUCGAGUUUUUCUUAGAGAAUGCAACAGUUUUGGAGGAGUUCCAAAUAUCUUUAUCAUGUUCGCGACGCUCAAAAUAUAAUUCGAAGAAUCUAGCAGAUCUCAAGAACCGAUUUGUGGGAAUGGGAAGUUGUGACAUUCAGUUUCGAUCAUCCGAAUAUGAGAUUAAAACAUAUCUGUCUUGUGAAAAAUGCUGUUUCACAUAUGUCUUCUGAAAAACGCGGUUUUUUUAAGACAGACUUUUGAGUUCUUUUCGAUUAUGACUUAUUUUCAUAGGGAAUUCAUUUUCUAAGUUCAAUUAUAUUUCAGCACUAUUUAUAAGGCCCUGAUGUAUUUGUAAUGAUACACAUGAAAUAAACAAAGCUCUUUGCCUUCCAAGACAUCGGUUUUA